GUAAAUUUGCAGAGAAUUCAGUGCGCAGUAUUCCUCGUACAGCUUACUUUCGGUAUUAGGUCGUACAUAAGUAUUCGUGUUAAUUCAUAAAUCGAGACGCAAUCUCGGUUUUAUUAGGGAAUGUAAAUUGGAGUUGUCACCAGCGAUGGGCUCACUCCUCUAUAGUUUGGUUUCAAAAAUUAAAGCCUCACCAGUUUCACAUUUACUUCUUGUCAUAACAUUUCUGGUAUCUGGGUUGGUAGUUAAUUUGGCUCAGUUGAUACUGUAUUUCGGAGUCCGCCCUUUCAGCAAAUAUUAUUUUCGCAAACUGAACUAUUAUGUGGCAUACUCACUUUAUUGCCAGUUAUUGUUUGUUGCGGAGUGGUGGGGCAGUACUGAUCUGAUAAUUUACAUAAAUAAAGAUGACUUUGAGAAGUAUUAUGGAAAAGAGCAUGGCUAUUUAUGCAUGAACCAUCGAUAUGAAAUUGAUUGGCUUAUGGGCCUGCUGUUCUGUGAUCGAAUACAUAUGCUGGCGAAUUGUAAAACUUUUGCCAAGAAAUCAAUCCAGUAUGUUCCAACUAUGGGGUGGGCAUUCAAAUUUGGUGAAUGUGUGUUUCUUGAUAGAAACUGGGAAAAAGAUAAGGAAACCAUUGGCAGACAGCUAAGAGAACUUGUAGAGUAUCCUGAUCCCAUGUGGCUAUUGCUGACUGCUGAAGGGACACGUUUUACACCAGAAAAGCAUGUAAAUAGCCUCAAAUUUGCAAGGGAAAAAGGCUUGCCUGAAUUAAAGCAUCAUUUGACACCACGCACCAAGGGUUUUACAGCAAGUAUACCCUACUUAAAGGGAAAAGUUGGAGCAAUAUAUGAUGUACAAUUUGCUUUCAAAAAAACAGAAACUCCUACUAUCAAUAACUUUCUACAAGGCAAAAGUGUGGAAGCUCACCUCUACAUUGAUCGUAUUCCUGUAGAAGAAGUACCUACAAAAGAAGAAGAAUGUGCUGCAUGGUUGCAUCAAUUGUACCAGAAAAAGGAUCGAAUGAUGGAUAGCUUUUUCAACACUGGUGAUUAUUUCACGCAAAGUGAUGUUCAGCGCGUUGAACCAUUUCGUCUCCCUCGACGAUACUGCAGUUUGUUGAAUACUCUGUCCUGGGCAGUUGUUGUGUUGGUACCGAUUGGCUAUGGCUUACUUAAACUCCUCACCUCUGGCUCUACUGUCUACUUUAUGAUUGGUACAACAAUCAUUGCCAUUUUUUUCGUGGUUCUUUACAAGAUGAUUGGAAUCACAAAAAUUAGCAAAUCAUCAUCUUAUGGUAAAGAUAAACCUUCUAAGGGAGAUACCAAAAAGACUGAGUAACGGAUGGGAAUGUGCAUGGUAAUGCUAAUUUGUUCCUUAGUUAUCACAGUAGCGUUGUGCAGCAACAGGUUUUCUUUAAACAUUUUAUGUUUAUAUGUUCCUGUGGGUAAAAGUUGAUGCACCAGAAGAGAAGACUAUCAGUACAUGUAAUCACCUUUCUUCUUUCUGUACAUGUCUGUCUCCCGAAACAAAAUGAAAUUUUACUUGGGAGGCACAGAGUAGUACUAGAGUUGUAUGGCUCAUGAAUAAUUUGAAACCUGAACAGUUUGUAUUAAACUACAUGUAGUCACCAUCGCA
Messenger RNA from Schistocerca nitens (vagrant locust), 1630 nucleotides. RefSeq names its product 1-acyl-sn-glycerol-3-phosphate acyltransferase gamma-like. The coding region runs from base 146 to 1333 and encodes 395 amino acids. Gene Ontology annotation, cellular component: endomembrane system. The transcript has 8 exons. The record is from RefSeq and is a predicted model, not a curated record. NCBI's taxonomy places the organism in Eukaryota, Metazoa, Arthropoda, Insecta, Orthoptera, Acrididae. Gene Ontology annotation, molecular function: 1-acylglycerol-3-phosphate O-acyltransferase activity.